This is a messenger RNA of Cercopithifilaria johnstoni, 2139 nucleotides long. NCBI's taxonomy places the organism in Eukaryota, Metazoa, Nematoda, Chromadorea, Rhabditida, Onchocercidae. The record is from the annotation of a GenBank genome assembly.
AUGAACGGGACACUUCAUGAAUUACUAAAUUUGUUUGAAGAUGAUGAACAGUUCAAAGGACAAACAUUAGCAAACAUCAGUAAUGAAGAUGGCAGAGAAGUGAAAAAGACGAAUGAUAAACAAAACGAAGAGACGGUUGGUGCAAUUAGUUCAAAUAAUAAACCAAGUCGAUCUCUUAUCCCAAUAGAUUUUGGCUGCUCUAAAGCGAACGAUGGUAGUAGUGGUCGGAAGAAGAAAACUAAUAACGUAAUUGGUUUGUGGCAUUCUAAUAGCUCAAACUCGAGCGAAGAUGAAUGGAAUAGAAACGAUCACGCAAUCCACUUCAGCGGCGACGGUCGAAAUAUCAAACGGAUGUUGAAAGAAGUGAAAGAGAAUGAUUCAGACUCUUUAUAUCGGAGGGAAUCUACGAAGAGACAGGAACUCGGUGUUCAAGAAAAUCGUCGUUCACUUCAAGGAAAAGCUGAGCAAAUUACAAGAGCUGUCGAGUCAUCAUCAAAAGAUGUGCUGAAAGUUUACGAUCCAUUUUUUGGUAUUCGUAUCAGAAACCCAAUACUUUCCUCAGCAGCUUUUCAAUCAUAUUGUGAUGGUUUGAAGAAAAUCCGCUUGAGCCAACUGAAAUCCUUUUCUAAGAACGGUGAUAAAUGGAUUUCCUUGGCAAUUAUCAUAGAAAAAACAGGUUGUCGUAAAAGCGCAAACGGAAACGAGUAUAUGAUUUGGAACACUUCCGACCUGACGAAUUCUCUAGAUACAAAUGUUAAGAUUCUCGUGUUCGGUGAUUGUAUCAAAAAAUUUUGGAAGCUGCAGCUUGGUACUGUUAUUGCGCUUGUAGCACCACUUUUUGCUGAUGGCGAUAAUAAACAAACAACAGUGAAAUUGACGAAAUGUGCCCAAGUUUUGGAAAUGGGAUUUUGCCCUGAUUUUGGUCAUUGCAAGGCAAUAAAAAAAGAUGGUGGAUUAUGUCAAAAUGUGGUAAACUUGUCGCAAUGCGAGCGCUGCAUUUAUCAUGUUCAAAGAGAGGCUCAGAAAUUCACAGCAAAUCGUGGCUCGUUUGCGUCUGUACUAGCAAAUCCUAGUCGAAAGUUACCAUUGCAAGAAUCGAACUCAUUUUCGGGAGGUGUAAUUACAGUUUCGAGAAGGGCUGCCAGAGUUCCAGCAAAUGCCUUGUCGAUAAAUGAGAGUAGAAAAAAUUUUGAACAACAGCAGGCUGGGAGUUGUUUAAUGCAGUCAAAAAAUUUGAAGAGGCGUGAAAAGAUGACAUUGGACGCUCUAAUUGCGAAGGAGACUGCAAUUUGUGGUACAAGAAGCGCAUCACAACCGCAUGGAAAAAUAUUGCCGAAGGAAAGAAGCAAUGAAUCAUUGAAAGAGUUUUUGCAAAAACAGGAUGAAAUAAAAAGUUCGACGCAUUCGCCAGAACUCGGCAAAGGUUUAAACUCUGAAUCUGUCUUACUAAUUAGCCCUAGAAAAAUGGUCAACAAACUAAGUGCUUCAGCAAAUGCGAAGCAAAAAGCUAUUGCAACAAUAAUGAAAAAAGGUGGUUUGGAAAAGGCUGACCCAAACUCAAUUAAUGGCAGGCCCAAAAAGAGGCAUUUGUUCUUUUCCCCAGAGCAUAAAGAAGAGCUGAAAAUGAAGAGAUCCGAAGUUAAUGUGAAUGUUAAUGGCAACUCGGAAAAAGUCAGAGAAUUCUCGAAGACUUUUUAUACUGCUGAUGAAAUCUCAGCGCUGCUGAAGAAAAAAAGCAAUCAUGAUGGUGAGCUUCGUCGGGAAGAUGCUAUUCGUGAAGAGCGCUACUUCCAAGUCAUGGAACAGAAAGAGAAAUUGGAAAAUUAUCUAACCAAUACAAUGGAAAUUAGAAAUUACAAUGUAAUUACUUGCACUCAGUGCAAUUAUACAUCACACAAACAAAGUGAUCUAUGCAAACAAUUGCAUCAUACUGUAAAACAGUGGAAGGCCAACAAGCGAUUCUUCCGCUGUAAACAGUGCCAUAGGCGCACAUUUUCGUACGAACGACUAUCUACAACUCCUUGCGCGCAAUGCGGGUGCAACGACUUCAUACGAGUAGCAAUGAAAGAUGAAAAACGGGUAAAGCUACCACAGGAAAACUUGCUUUUACGUGGUGAAGAACGAAAAUAUCUUAAUUGA